Messenger RNA from Paramacrobiotus metropolitanus, 1918 nucleotides. RefSeq names its product ammonium transporter Rh type A-like. The transcript is spliced from 8 exons. The record is from RefSeq and is a predicted model, not a curated record. Gene Ontology annotation, cellular component: plasma membrane. Gene Ontology annotation, biological process: ammonium transmembrane transport; ammonium homeostasis. NCBI's taxonomy places the organism in Eukaryota, Metazoa, Tardigrada, Eutardigrada, Parachela, Macrobiotidae. Gene Ontology annotation, molecular function: ammonium channel activity. The coding region runs from base 101 to 1630 and encodes 509 amino acids.
UGCUCUUAACUCUGGGCUGUACCACUUAUUCAGGCGCUGCUCAUUUGCUCAACGACCAAAGAACGAGACUGCUUAUGAAUUAGAAGCGUGACCUUUGCCCAUGUCCAUGUACUUCACCAGCAGCCGCUUUGCGGCUUUUCUCUUCCUCAGUCAAGCCGGGUUUAUCAUUCUGUUUGGAUUCCUGGUAGAUUACGGCUGGGAUGCCACGCCGGUGUCACUGCGCGAACGCCAGAUGGGCGAUCUGGUGCAGGACGACGUGGACGCCGGGCGAAAUGUGGAUUUCAGUGCGCCGCGGAAGUCGCUUGAGCGAUACUAUGGCAUGUUCCAAGAUGUGCACGUGAUGAUCUUCGUCGGUUUCGGAUUUCUCGUGGCCUUUAUGAGAAAUUAUGGAUAUAGCGGGGUGGGUUUCACCUUUAUCCUUGCCGCAUACGUCCUGCAGUGGGCGCUGCUGAUGCGCGGCCUGCUGCGACUACAGGACAACCGAAACCGCAUUCGCUUGGACGUUGAGAACCUUCUGGACGCCGACUUCACCGCCGGUACAAUCCUCAUCACUUUCGGCGUCAUUCUGGGCAAAUUAAACCGUUUGCAAUACCUAAUCACCAUCUUCAUGGAGGUGGUCUUCGUCACCGUCAACGAGUGGAUCUGCAUGGAUCUUUUCAAUGCCAACGAUGUCGGUGGCACCAUCACCAUCCACCUAUUCGGAGCGUACUUCGGGCUGGCCAUGGCGAAGACGCUGCACCUGGACGAGUACUCGGACAGCAAGUUCAACACGCUGAAAUUCGGGACGCACUAUAAUGAUCUGCUGACGAUGAUCGGCACUUUGUUCCUCUGGAUGUUCUGGCCCAGCUUCAAUGCGGCACCGGCUGUAGGCGACGGUCGCUACCGGGCGGUGAUGAAUACUUACCUGUCGGUGUCGGCUAGCUGUAUCGGGGCAUUUAUGAUCUCAGCCGUGACUUCGAAUAAGCGAUUUCGAAUGGACAUUAUCCAGAAUGCCACUUUAGCAGGGGGUGUGGUCAUUGGUUCGGCAUGCGAUAUGUACUUGUACGGAUGGGGAGCGCUAAUUGUCGGAUUCUGUGCGGGCUGUAUCUCUGCUCUCGGCUUUCACUUCAUCAUGAAGAGAAACUUGGGCAUCCAUGAUACGUGUGGCGUCCACAAUCUGCACGCCAUGCCCAGUUUCUUCGGGACGAUAAUGAGCGCGAUCGUGAUUGGAUGCGCCACGCCGGAUGUUUAUGGGUCAAGCUUUUACACGAUGUUCCCAACAACCGCCCCGCGCGCCAAUACCACCGAACUGGCCCAACUGCAGUCCAUCUACCCGGAUGUUCGGCCUGGACUGGGGCGUACUAUCGGACAACAAGCAGGCUACCAGAUGGCCGCCAUGGCCACCACCCUGGGCAUCGCCAUUUCCGGUGGCAUCGUGACCGGGUUAGUGCUCAGGUUAGCAUGGUGGAAGGGUCUAUCGGCCGGCAGUUCCUACAACGAUAGUCACCAUUGGGAAGUCCCGGAGGAAGUAACCCACGACGAGAUCCACACGCUGCGCCAUCGGCUGGACAAGAAGGCCCCUUCGGUCAGGAUAUCCAUAGUAAUUUCAGCACGCUGGAGAAAGCCACCAGUACGACGGAGAUUGCGCUGAAUAACCCGGCACAGUUUUCGCAAGACGGUUAUACCCAUUGACUCCGUUACUGUCUACUGAAUGAAAUAUGAAUAUUAUUAUCUGUAAUGAACUAAUGGUUAGAAUAAUAAUAAGUGCAACGCAGAAUAAAAGCAUUUAUUUAUAUGUAUAAGCGAUCUAUCUGUAUAAUUACUGACGUCUCUGAGCGAUGAAAAAUUAUCAACCGUUUUAUUUACAGAGGGUAUUUUGUAUAAACGUAUUAAGCGGUGCAACAUUAUUAACCAGUCCUUCCGCUCCCGAUUUUUGACU